CCAUCAAGGCUUGCUCGAGUCUGCCUCAAGGCAUCCAAGCCCACACUGGUCUGCGACUGCUAACAUACUAUCGGCAUCAGCAACCCACAAAGCCCACGAGGGAAUCCCAACGACUUGCGCGUUUGGCAUCCUUGUCGCCAGCCUAUCCAGUUCGCUCCUUGGCUUUGGCUGAAAGGGAUCCAGACAUGGUGCUGGUGCUUGAGUGACUCCGAGAGUAGUAGUCGCGAUAUCGUGCCUUGACCGACUCGGCAGCCUAGUCGCUCCAGAAUCGCCGCCAUGUCCAACAUUGGCAACGAUGUCACUGCCGCCAGCAACAAUGUUAACAAUGGCGGCAACGCGGCUGCGCCCCCGGCAGGCGCCGCUCCAGGCACGGCCGCGUUCGCGCCGCAGCAACCUGCUGCCACAGCUCCUAUGACUGCGACAGCGAUCACACCUGGUGCGGCGGCCGCGCCGCCGCCCCCUCCCGCCAACCAGGACCUCAACAAAAUUGUCACAGACUAUCUGGUGAAGAAAGGCUUCAAUCGGACAAAUGCAGUUUUCACGCAGGAGAUCAGAGAUCUGGAUGAAUCGGGAAAGCCAAGGCCCAGCGCAGAUCUCAGGAGCGCUGGUCGAUUCCUCAAAGCCUUCACACACCUCGAGAAGUGGGUUGAGAAUGGACUAGAUCUUCACAAGUUCGAGCUAUGGAAGGUCAUGUGGCCUGUCUUCGUCUAUUUCUACCUCGGACUUGUCAGCCAAGGCUCAUAUGCACACGCCGAAGAGUUCCUGGAUAGAUUUAGAGGCCUCUUUGAGAACUCUCAUCGGGAAGAGUUGCAGCGGAUCGCAACCAUAAAAUCUGCCACACACGCGAAGGAAAAUCAGGUGUCGCAGCUCUAUCUGAACAACAGGUAUCGCAUCCCUAUGAGUAUCCAGGUUUCUGGCCGUCUGUUCAGUUUUCUGGAGCGCGAUGAAGACCUCAACCAACCGACCAUAGAGGUCUUGCAGGAGCGCUGCUCUCUCGACGUCGUCGAACGAGGACCACUAGAACCCUUCAGUUUCGAGGCAAUCUACCGCCGAGCCCAACAAAUGGAGCUGGACGAUGUCGAUGCUCAGGAGGGUCUUCCGGGAUCAGACCGACGAACUGGCGUCACAAAUAGGGAUAUCCUCGACAACACCGCGGCUCUCAAGUUGGGUCCUCUGCCGAUGGACCCUGAGCUCCGGACGGACGUCGCAGCUGAGCUUGAGGAUGAGGACAAGGCUCACCCUCCGAAGGAUGGCAAACCGACACUUGUGGACGAGUUCAACCAGAUGCACCCUAUCAAGAAAGAAUUCGAAGACUCGCCAUCACGGACAGAUAUACCAUAUCCUCCCUCCCGCGCAAGAGACGUUGUUAUGGAAAUGCAAAAAGUCCGCGAGAACCGUGACCGGUUCCGCAUCGAAGGUCGAACCGGUGGUGUCGGUCCUGCCGCUUCCGUGUGCAUGUUUACGUUCCAUAACACACUGGGGAACGUCUCCGCUAUGGACUUUUCCAAGGAUAGUAAACUUGUGGCUGUCGGCACGACUGAUUCGUAUAUCCGGGUAUGGUCACUUGAUGGCAAAGAGCUUAAGUCGAAAAUGCCCAACGACACGUUCGCUACCAAUAACCGAAAGCUCAUUGGCCACUCUGCCCCGGUGUAUUCAGUCUCUUUUGCAGACUCGAUCGCCAAUGCUGAGCGCGACAUCUUCGAAGGUGAUUCGAAGCCCGAAACGGAUACAAAGCUCUUGUUGUCGUGCUCUGCCGAUGGCCAAAUCCGCCUCUGGUCGCUCGAGGUCUGGUCCUGCCUCUGCAUCUACAAAGGCCAUGAUGGCCCGGUAAUGAGUCUCUCUUGGGGACCUCACGGCCAUUAUUUUGCCAGUGGCGGUUGGGACAAAACUGUCCGGAUAUGGGCACAGGACCAUGCCUCUGCGCAGCGAUUGUGCGUGGGUCAUGACACUGCGAUCUCGGCGCUCACGUGGCAUCCCAAUGGCGCUUACGUGUUCUCCGCGUCGGACGAGUCGGACAAGUCCGUGCGAAUGUGGUCAGUCUCUACAGGCACUUGCGUUCGCGUCUUUUCGGGCCACACAGAUCAUAUUACCGCGCUUGAAUGCGCGCCGAACGGAAAACUCUUGGCUUCGGGCGAUGUCGGUGGCAAUAUUUUCCUCUGGGACAUCGCCAAAGGCGAGCGAAUCAAGCGUUGCCGUGGGCACGGGCGUGGCGGUAUAUGGUCUAUGAGCUUCAGCGUUGAAAGCAGUGUCCUUGCUUCGGGUGGUCAAGACAAUACAGUUCGCAUCUGGGACGUCGAGCUACCUGCAGAAGGCAAGGCUUUAACACAACAGUCGGAGGGAGACGCAGCAGCGGCGGCGACCGCUGGUCAGGGAGAUGGUAAAGCUGCAGCUCCGACUAAUGCCAACGCAAGUGGCAUCAGUGGCACUACAAGCAAGAAAAGGGGCAAAGAUGUGACGGUCACGCCCGACCAGAUCAGCGCCUUCCCGACCAAAAAGACGCCUGUGCUCAAGGUGCAAUUCACACGGAUGAACCUGGUGGUUGCGGGCGGCUGCUACCUGCCAGAAACCCAGGACCGAGAUACACCACGAUGAAAUCAAUCUGCAUCUCACGUUCGUCAGCCCGUCUCAAAGGUGCCACCCUCGUGUCGAAUUAAGUUCACGAGCCUUAAGAGACAGACCAGACACUUGUCUAUCUGUUUGCGGCUCGAAGCGCAUAGCCCGAUGACUGAGAAAGCAGUAGCGUCGCGCUUCGGUAUUGGCCACGCAAGCUUAUUUCAAAAAGUGGCUUUGAAGUAUCCGGGCGUUAGAUAGGCGUUCUAGGGUGGGGAACCAGAUGAACAAGCGUGCUUUACAUGGUCUCAACGAUGCAUAACUAGUUGACAACUUCGGCAUAGAACGAUGUGGCCAUGCCUCUCCACCUUGGCCUUAUUGGGCUGCAAUAUUUUGCCACGAUGGGACAGUGAUAAACCUGCGUAGCUUUGUGCCACAAAGUAGCCAUGUUUGACCGCUGUGCACAUUCCAUUGUGGGAGCCUGUGAAUCGAUCUGUCGCC
Microdochium trichocladiopsis is the source of this 3051-nucleotide messenger RNA. Its product is annotated as putative transcription initiation factor TFIID subunit. Gene Ontology annotation, cellular component: transcription factor TFIID complex. Lineage: Eukaryota; Fungi; Ascomycota; Sordariomycetes; Xylariales; Microdochiaceae. The record is from RefSeq and is a predicted model, not a curated record. Bases 277 to 2592 code for a protein of 771 amino acids. The transcript is spliced from 4 exons. Gene Ontology annotation, molecular function: RNA polymerase II general transcription initiation factor activity; protein binding. Gene Ontology annotation, biological process: transcription initiation at RNA polymerase II promoter.